This is a messenger RNA of Cornus florida, 618 nucleotides long. Its product is annotated as auxin-induced protein 15A-like. The coding region runs from base 117 to 419 and encodes 100 amino acids. The transcript has a single exon. The record is from RefSeq and is a predicted model, not a curated record. Gene Ontology annotation, biological process: response to auxin. NCBI's taxonomy places the organism in Eukaryota, Viridiplantae, Streptophyta, Magnoliopsida, Cornales, Cornaceae.
ACAUAUCAGUCAGUCUACAACCAGCGCAAGUCUUAUCAUUCUUCACUCUCAAAACUUUCAUUUGUUCUGCAUACUCCUCCUGAUCUUUGUUUCUUUUCUAGUUUGUCAGAGAGAGAAUGGGUUUCCGCACGCCUCGUAUUGUCAAUGCUAAGCAAAUUCUCCGCAUGCCUUAUUCGGCAGCAGACCAAGCAGCUUCAACAGCUCUAAAUGUACCAAAAGGCUAUUUUGCAGUUUAUGUUGGGGAGAGUGAAAAGAAGCGAUUUGUGGUUCCAAUAUCAUACUUGAACCAGCCUUCAUUCCAGGAUUUACUACGUCAAGCUGAGGAAGAAUUUGGUUUUGACCAUCCAAUGGGUGGUCUCACAAUUCCCUGCAGAGAGGACAUCUUCAUUGAUAUAGCUUCUCAAUUGAGCAGAUCAUGAGAAGAUUCUAGGCAUGUAGACACAAUUUUGUAAAGCAGUAGUCAUCACUUCCAUGUACAAAUUUCAAUUUUGUACCUUUGUUUUUCAGAGAGGAUACUGGGGAUGAAAAAAAAAAAACUGGUCCCUUGUUUCAAAAAUUAUAAAGUAUAGGUCAUGCUGUUCUCUGACAAUUUCAAAGCAAAUACAUUUUUUUUUUCCC